AUGACUGCCAUGAAAUCUCAUAAAAUCUACACACUGGCUCAACUUCGAUCAGGGGAGAUUGUCUACAAGAGUAAACUAAGAGAAGAAGUUCCUAAGUGUUGCAAGCAUCCAGAUCAGAAUCUGAAUGUCUACUGCAACUCAUGUGAGCAAGUCAUAUGCACAACAUGCUCUGUACUUGAUCAUGCAAAACACUCACUCACUGGAUUACCUGAGGCAGUAGAGAAAUGUAAGAAGAAGGUUGCAGAAAUGGUCCAAAAAAGUGAAAGCAGAAGAGCAGAAUUGAGCACCACCUUAGAAGAGACGUCCGAAUCUCUUAAGGAACUGGACACCAUGUUUGCAAACACUCAAAAGAAAAUCUCCAAGAAGGCUGAACAGGAGAUUAGGAAGACCGAUCAGGAGAUUAGGAAGACCAAACAGGAGAUUGUAAAGAUCCAACAGGCGGUUGCAAAGAUCGAACAGAGGAUUUCAAAAAUCCACAAGGAAGAACAGAAAUUAAUGAAAGAGAUGGACAGAAUUUAUAAAGACAGAGUCAGAACAAUUGAAGCUACUCAAGCUACCAACAGGAAAGAGGUGACACAGUCAGAGCACAAGCUGGAGGAGAGUGAUGAGGAUGAUGACAAUAAUGAGGAGGAGUAA
Patiria miniata (bat star) is the source of this 636-nucleotide messenger RNA. RefSeq names its product E3 ubiquitin-protein ligase TRIM56-like. The transcript has 2 exons. Gene Ontology annotation, biological process: positive regulation of DNA-templated transcription. Lineage: Eukaryota; Metazoa; Echinodermata; Asteroidea; Valvatida; Asterinidae. The record is from RefSeq and is a predicted model, not a curated record. Gene Ontology annotation, cellular component: chromatin; nucleoplasm. The coding region runs from base 1 to 636 and encodes 211 amino acids. Gene Ontology annotation, molecular function: ubiquitin-protein transferase activity; zinc ion binding.